Molecule: messenger RNA, 378 nt
Organism: Penicillium brevicompactum
Lineage: Eukaryota; Fungi; Ascomycota; Eurotiomycetes; Eurotiales; Aspergillaceae
Exons: 3
Coding region: 1-378 (125 amino acids)
Source: RefSeq, a predicted model, not a curated record
AUGAAUAGACCUGUCGUCAUCACAUCGACGCCCUCCGUUUUCAUACAAGGACCAAGCCACCUGUUUGAGAAGCGCGGCUCUGGUGUCGCUCAAAAGCGACCCGAUCUCUCUAUCAUACCGAUUGCCGAGGUGUACAGGUGCAAUGUCUGUAGCUGGCGAACAGAUUCGGUUGCAAUGCUCGCGGAUCAUAUCAAAGACCGGCACCAGAGCAAUGUCGAGCCUGAGAACGGUGAUCCCUCCACCGAGCAAAUGGAUCUGAUCUCCCUGUUUACGUCUUCAUCGCAUGGUGAUGGGUCACCAGACGACCCAGUCGGGCCCGGCCAGAGCAUAAUCUCAUGUCGGUACCGCAAAUUGAAUUGCGAUCGCACUGAUCUGUGA